This is a messenger RNA of Somion occarium, 1003 nucleotides long. Lineage: Eukaryota; Fungi; Basidiomycota; Agaricomycetes; Polyporales; Cerrenaceae. The record is from the annotation of a GenBank genome assembly.
ACCUCAUAAGUUUCCCAGCCGCCACCAUCUCCUGCUGAGAUGACCGUCGACAAGUUGUCUAAAUACCUCGUUCCCGGGACAGAUGAGGCGUACUAUAUUCCCGAGUUCGUAACAACCAAUGAGGAAGAUUACCUCAUACGUAAAAUCCGGGAGUCGCCACGACAAAGGUGGAAAACCUUACCCAACAGGCGGCUUCAGAUAUGGGGCGGUGAGCUCACUGUCAAGGGCCUUCUCAUACCACAGUCGUUACCGCCCUUCAUGAACAUAUACCCCGAUGUUAUAGGCCGCAUCCGCACAAUGGGCGCGUUCCAGUCAUCGGCACACGGACAGCCUAACCACAUUAUUCUAAACGAGUAUUAUCCAGGUCAAGGGAUCAUGCCACAUGAAGACGGCCCUGCGUAUCACCCUGUUGUCGCCACCCUGUCGCUCGGAUCGCAUGCUGUCUUCCAUUAUUAUCGUUACAGGGAACAGAGUGGCCUAGAAAGUCCCAUAACAGGGAAAGGACGAUCGAUCGAUAAAGUGCCCGCCCUUUCCUUGCUGCUUGAGCCGCGUAGUCUCGUCAUCACCAAGUCUUCACUCUACACGUCACAUUUGCAUGGUAUUGACCACGUAGAGGAUGACGUCUUCGUCUCGACGGCCGCCGCUGAGGACCCUCCUUCGAGAAUCAAUAUUGCAAAUAUCGAUAUUCUCUCGAACAUCAAGUAUAAAGAGGCGGUGCUGAAUAAUGGGAGAUUAAGAAGAGGAUUGCGGUAUAGUCUGACCUGUCGUGAUGUCGAGCGCGUAGCCGCACGCCUACCGUUUGCAAACGUUGACCGCCACUAGUCGCACAUGAGGCAUGCUGUGAUACUUGUAGAUACCCUAAGGGCGAAAAAGGGUUCGGCGGGCAUGACAGAUGGUAUAGAGCCUGUUCGUUCUUCUUGGAAAUAGUUGAUAGACUCGUGGAGGUACUGCGUGAAUAAUGACUACAGGUUUACGAUGGUGAAGUAUGCACGCUGCAGUAUCC